AUGGUCGAUAUAUCUGAAUUUUUUGGCAAGAAAAGAGGUGCCCGUCUUGAGCCAUCUUCAAGAAAUAAAAAACGCUCGACAACAACAUCAAAAGUUUCCUCUAAAAAACAUAAAUCAACACCUUCAAAUGAGAAAAAAAAUACUCUAGAAGCAAUUGACAUAUUGAAUGAUCCAGAUGAAGAGCAAAAUAGUGACAAUAGUUUAAUAAUGAUCAAAGAAUCUUCUAAAAUAGAUAAACCAACUAAAAAUGCUUCUUCGCACUCCUUGCUUCGUGAAAAAAAAGAAUCUUCUGACAAGGGUAAAGCCCGUAAGGUUUUAUCACCCCCUCCUAAAAUAAAAGACUCUAAACUUAUUAAUGACAAAAAAAGCAUUUCAACUCCUUCAAAGAAUAAUUAUACAUCAGUAAAUGAACUGUUAAUGGAUAUUCCUUCUGUUGAUUUGGAUAAUGUUAAUGUAAAAGAUGUCCAUAAAUAUGAUUUUUUAAAUCAGGAGCAUGAAAAGGAAACUUCUAUGCAACAACCUCCAAACUUUCCAGAAGGUGCACCAGAAUGUUUACUAGGAUUAACAAUUGUUUUUACCGGUAUUUUACCAAAUCUAUCUCGUCCAGAAGCUGAAAAUAUAGCCAAAAAAUACGGUGCUAAAGUUACAAAGGCAAUCUCCAGAAAAACAUCCGUAGUUGUAUUGGGUAAUGAAGCUGGCCCUACAAAAGUCCAAAAAAUUAAAGAUCUAAAAAUAAAAGUUAUAGACGAAGACGGCUUUAAACAAUUAGUCAGCGGUAUGCCAAAAGGAGGUGGAGACAGUAUAGAGGCUACAAAAGCUAGGGAGAAGAAGAAAAAAAUGGAGGAAGAAGUUAAAAAGGAGUCAGAAAAAUUGGACAGAGAAGAGCGAGAAAAUUUCAAAAGGGCCAAUUCUAAACUCAAUUCCUUGAACUCUGGCGGAGGUAGUAACCCCAUUAAUAAUAAUAAUAAUUCUAAGAUUUUAGAUCCAAAUGAGCAACUAUGGACCGUUAAGUAUGCGCCAAAAAGACUAGGAGAAAUUUGUGGAAAUAAAUCAAGUGUUCAAAAAUUGAAAACCUGGUUAGAACAAUGGCCAACCAAUGCUAAAAAUGGGUUUAAGUAUAAUGGCUUAUCCUUUAGAGCGGCAAUGCUAUCAGGGCCUCCGGGCAUUGGAAAAACAACAGCUGCUCAUUUAGUAGCUAAAGAAUUAGGAUAUGAUAUUUUAGAAAAAAAUGCAUCUGAUGUCAGAUCUAAAUCUUUGUUAAACGAAACUGUUAAGAACACUUUAGAUAAUACUUCAGUUGUAGGGUUUUUUAAGCCUGCCGAUUCUAAAAAUUUAGAGAACCAAAACAAAUUCGUAAUUAUUAUGGAUGAAGUGGAUGGUAUGAGUGGUGGUGAUAGAGGUGGUGUUGGCCAAUUAGCAGCUUUUUGUAGAAAGACUGCCACUCCAAUGAUUUUAAUUUGUAAUGAAAGAAGAUUGCCUAAGAUGAGACCCUUCGAUAAAGUUUGUUUAGAAGUGCAAUUCCGAAGACCAGAUGCUACUAGUAUUAAAUCGAGAUUAUUAACUAUUGCAUUUAGAGAAAAAUUUGAAAUAGAUGCACACAUUAUUGAUAAUCUAGUACAGGCUACAAGGGGUGAUAUAAGGCAGAUUAUAAAUUUAUUAUCUAAUAUUUCUUCAACCACUAAAAAGAUUGGUGCUGAGAAUAUAAAUGAAAUCGCCAAAUCAUGGGAAAAAGAUGUAGCUUUAAAACCAUUUGAUAUCACCCAACAGUUAUUUAGUGGGUCUAUUUAUACGCCACUAGGUUCUUCCAGAUUUCCAUUGUGGAAAAAAAUGGAAUUAUAUUUUGAUGACAUUGACUUUACUCCUUUGAUGAUUCAGGAAAAUUAUCUAAAUACAAGGCCUACAAAUUUGAAAAAUGGCAUGACUCAUUUACAAGCGGUUGCAGAAGCUGCUAAUGAUGUGUCCUUAGGUGAUUUAGUCGAUAAGAAAAUACAUAGUUCAGCCCAGUUAUGGAGUUUAUUACCAUUUCAUUCGAUUAUUUCUACUAUUUUACCAGCUUCAUUAGUUUCCGGACAAAUGGCGGGUAGAAUCAAUUUUUCUGCUUGGUUAGGCCAAAAUUCUAAGACUGGUAAAUAUUAUAGAAUGCUUCAGGAAUUAUACUACCAUACCAGGUUGAGCACCUCUACAGAUAAGGAUGGGUUUAGAUUAGACUAUAUCCCAACUUUGAAAAAUUCGCUGUUGAAUCCAUUAUUAACCGAAGGAUCUACUGCUAUUCCUGAUAUUAUUCAUGUUAUGGACGGAUAUUACCUUUCAAAAGACGACUGGGAUUCAAUAAUGGAGUUUAUGGUAGGUCCUGAUGUAACCGAACCGCUAUUGAAAAAAAUACCAGCGGCUGUAAAGAGCUCAUUUACCAGAAAAUAUAAUGCUACGACACAUCCUGUGUCUAUAUAUACACCUGGUACAACUUCAUUUGGAAGUGCCAAAAAGGACAAACCUGAUCUUGAUGAAGUUGUUGAUGCAGAUGACAAUGUGCCACCACCUGAAGAUGAUCAAAACAAGAGUACUGAAGAUGAUGAGAUCGAUUUUAAAAAGGAUAAAUUAAUUAAGCAAGCCAAGCCAAGAUCUCGAAAAGUUUCUGCAAUCGCAAAAAGUUCAGCAGGUACAAAAAAGAGAAAAGUCGUAAAAAAAUAA
Molecule: messenger RNA, 2688 nt
Organism: Saccharomycodes ludwigii
Lineage: Eukaryota; Fungi; Ascomycota; Saccharomycetes; Saccharomycodales; Saccharomycodaceae
Gene: RFC1
Product: replication factor C subunit 1
Exons: 1
Coding region: 1-2688 (895 amino acids)
Biological process (GO): DNA replication; DNA repair
Cellular component (GO): nucleus; DNA replication factor C complex
Molecular function (GO): DNA binding; ATP hydrolysis activity; DNA clamp loader activity
Source: RefSeq, a predicted model, not a curated record